UCAGACAAUUAGGUAUAGACAUAGCAAUACUGCCUGUCUGCCUCCAUCAUCAUCUCCUCCUCUUUCCUUCCCAACCUUACAGCUGCGAUUCCGAUGGCAGCCAUAACCCGCUUCGUAAAACGCACAACACCCUUUUAUUCCUUAGCGUGUGGAUUCUCUUCCACUAAUUCCCACGCGCCACCGCGUGAAAACAGGAAUAUUCAAUGGGUUUUCUUGGGCUGUCCCGGCGUCGGUAAAGGCACCUACGCCAGCCGUCUUUGUAACCUCCUCGGCGUCCCUCACAUCGCCACCGGUGAUCUUGUUCGUAAUGAGCUUUCCUCCAAGGGCCCCCUUGCUUCCAAGCUAUCAGAAAUAGUAAAUCAGGGUCAAUUAGUGUCAGAUGAAAUCAUUAUAAACUUGUUGUCGAAGAGACUGGCCGAUGGACAAGCUAAAGGCGAAUCGGGUUUCAUUCUUGAUGGUUUUCCUCGAACAAUAAACCAAGCAGAAAUAUUGGAAGGGGUGACUGACAUUGACUUGGUUGUCAAUCUCAAGAUCCGAGAAGAAGUACUGCUUGCGAAAUGCCUCGGCAGGAGAACUUGCAGUCAGUGUGGAGGAAAUUUUAAUGUUGCUUCCAUUAAUAUCAACGGUGAGAAUGGUCGCCCUGGAAUGAGUAUGGCUCCACUUCUUCCUCCCGAGCAUUGUAUGUCUAAGCUCAUUACUCGUUCCGAUGAUACUGAACCAAUAGUCAAAGAAAGGCUUCGUGUAUACAAUGAAUCGAGUCAACCUGUGGAAGGGUUUUACCGUAGCAAAGGAAAACUAUUAGAGUUUGAGCUUCCCGGAGGGAUCCCGGAAUCUUGGCCAAAGUUGCUGCAAGCGCUUAAUCUAGAUGAUUAUGAAGAGAAGCAGUCUAUUGCAGCUUAAGCUAUAAAAGUGUUACCAUAUAACUAAGUAUUUCAUUCUUUGCAUGCGUAUUCUGCAUGCUAUGCAAUUUUGCAGGAAAUAGAACCAAUGAAGGUCGGCUUCUUCUCGAAUUGGUAUUAUUUGAAUAAAUAAUGAUAUCAGGAAGUGUCCUAAACUGUUUACACUUAUACCCUAUUUUGUAUUUCCAUAAUUUGAUUUAGUUAUUAUCACAAUGUUUUUUAAUGCUGUCUGGAGAAAAAUUUCCGACACAGUUGUUGCAUAAAUGUUUACUGUUUUGCAAUAAGAUUCAACAGGACCGGCACAUGAUUUCUGUGUUUAGUGUUGUAAAUCAUAACUGAAAUUUAUUGAACUAAUGUUAUGUAUUAUUCUCCAGAGAUUUGUGGAAA
Molecule: messenger RNA, 1286 nt
Organism: Vicia villosa (hairy vetch)
Lineage: Eukaryota; Viridiplantae; Streptophyta; Magnoliopsida; Fabales; Fabaceae
Product: adenylate kinase 1, chloroplastic-like
Exons: 4
Coding region: 94-900 (268 amino acids)
Biological process (GO): nucleobase-containing compound metabolic process
Cellular component (GO): mitochondrion; cytoplasm
Molecular function (GO): ATP binding; AMP kinase activity
Source: RefSeq, a predicted model, not a curated record